GUUAUCACCGUGAAUUGUCCUGAUAAGACUGGUUUAUGUUGCGAUGUUUGCAGAAUCAUCCUCGAUUUCGGACUUUACAUCACAAAAGGAGAUGUUACAACUGAUGGAGUAUGGUGUUACAUAGUAUUGUGGGUGGUUCCUUACUAUGAUUCUCUUAGAUUGAGAUGGUCACAUUUGAAGAACCAGCUUGUAUCUGUAUGCCCGUCUUGCUCAACCUACUUUGUGCUCGAUUUAAUGCCUUCUUGUCCUGCAUCCACGCCUGUUUACUUGUUGAAGUUCUUUUGCCUAGACCGGAACGGACUCUUACACGAUGUUACUAGAGUACUAACUGAGCUUGAGCUCUCAAUUCAAACCGUGAAGGUGACUACCACGCCAGAUGGGAGAGUUAUGGAUCUUUUCUUCAUUACAGAUAACAUGGAUCUUUUACAUACAGAGAAGCGCCAAGAGGAUACACGAGGGAAGUUUCGUUCUGUCUUGGGAGAAUCCUGUAUAAGCUGUGAACUUCAGUUGGCUGGUCCUGAGUAUGAUUGUCAUCAGAAUAUUCCAUCUCUUUCUCCACCAGUGGCUGAGGAGUUGUUUUCGUCUGAGCAGCUUACCGAUGAAGAUAACCGCGUACAGCUACUUACUGAUGAUAUGAUAAAGCUGAAGGAUUCUGCAAUCGCAGUCGACAACUGUUUAAGCCCGGCUCACACAUUACUCCAAAUACGCUGUGUUGAUCACAGAGGUUUUCUCUAUGAUGUACUAAGGACAUUAAAAGAUUUUGAGAUUAAGGUAAUUGGUAAAACUAACAUGCGUAUUUUAUUUAUAUUUAUUUUGGUUUUAUUUAUAUUUACUUCCUGUGAGAUUUGGUUGGACUGUCAUGCUGCAUUGGAUGCGAUUAAAACGCCUGAGGAAUGGCUAAGGUACCGUUCUGAACUUGACAACAUUACUAGAGGAAUACGGGUGAUGGGAGAGCUCUCUUUUAAGCUCUCUUCACCGAAAGCCAAUGAGUUGGCUAGGGCGAUUGCUUCUAGUGUCACCAAGGAUGGACGGUUACAGUCAUAUCUUGCUCUCGGCGGUCCAGCAUGGCUCCAUGAUCGAAUUGAGAAUGAACGACGAGGAUGA
Camelina sativa (false flax) is the source of this 1104-nucleotide messenger RNA. The record is from RefSeq and is a predicted model, not a curated record. Lineage: Eukaryota; Viridiplantae; Streptophyta; Magnoliopsida; Brassicales; Brassicaceae.